Porites evermanni is the source of this 1767-nucleotide messenger RNA. Lineage: Eukaryota; Metazoa; Cnidaria; Anthozoa; Scleractinia; Poritidae. The record is from the annotation of a GenBank genome assembly.
AUGGCGUACGACAGGUCCGAGUGGGAAUUGAGUGAAUUUGGUAAUCUUAUCGAAACAGAAAAUGAGAAGUACGGAGAAAUUGUACAGAUUGCUGAGCGAAGGCGCACAGCAGAAAAAUAUAUCAAAAUCAGAAAAAUUCGUCAGGAAAUGACAUGGGGCGUUCGAGUCACCAAGACGCUUUAUAUCUGCUAUUGUGGUCGCUACGUCGCUUACAAGGAAUCUAUCCUGGCAGAGUUGGUGCCACCUUUUCAAUUCUAUCUACGAGAUAAAGAGUACUAUACUACAUACAAGGGCACUCCCUUUCGUCUCCCUGCUGCUUACAAGUUUAAAUACUAUGAGAAUGCGGUAGAGUGCUGGCAUCACAAUGCUAUUCUUUCCGACGAGAAGCAGUUGAAGAUUCUUGUGAGGUACAACUUUGAGAAAUUUGUCAGAGCGCUGGAGACAAUUGGCGAACCCACAGCAGCGAAAAUACAGUAUGACUACGACACCUGCGUGUCCAGUAUUUCCCCAUUCAGCGAAAGUGAAAAUGAAGAAAGCGAUGCAGAUGACGAAGAUGAUCGCAGUGAGGGAAAAGAACAAGACCAUUCUAUCAAUAAGAUCUUCCCAUUCAGUUUCAGUGGUGAUGAAGAAAACGAAUCCGAUGACGAAGAUGAUCGCGGUGAGGGAGAAGAACAAGACCAUUCUAUCAAUAAGAUCUUCCCAUUCAGUUUCAGUGGUGAUGAAGAAAACGAAUCCGAUGACGAAGAUGAUCGCGGUGAGGGAGAAGAACCAGACCAUUCUAUCAAUAAGAUCUUCCCAUUCAGUUUCAGUGGUGAUGAAGAAAGCGAAUGCGGUUCGAAAUCAGAUUGCAGUGAUGAAAGCACAUCGAAAGCUGAAUUAGAUCACGAGGAUGAGACUGAUGAGGAAGAAGAACAUGACCAGUCUGAUGAUGAACUACCGAGGUUGAUCACCUCAAUCAGCGAAAGUGACGAUGACGAAAGAGAAUCUUAUAAUGAAUCAGAUGACGAAGAUGAGGACAGUGAGGAAGGAAAACAAGGCCAUUCUAUCGAUGAGAUCUCUUCAUUGAGUGAAAGUGAUUAUGAAGAAAGUGAAUCCGAUUCGAAAUCAGAUUGCAGUGAUGAAAGCACAUCGAAAGCUGAAUUAGAUCAGGAGAAUGAGCUCGAUGAGGAAGAAGAACAUGACCAGUCUGAUGAUGAUUUACCGAUGAUCACCCCAUAUAGCGAAAGUGUAAAUAGAGAAAGCGAAUCUUAUUAUGGGUCAGAUGAGCAGAGUGAGGAAGAAGAACAAGACCAUCAUUCCGAUGAGAUCACCGAGGACGAAGAGGAAAUGUACUUUGCGAAAAAGGAAGAUAAUGAUAAGAAAUUUGAUUCAGAAGAUGUUCUUAACUUGCAGUUGCUUCAUUGUAGAGAAGAGGUCAGUCAAAAAUGUGAUCCAGAAGAAUCUGAUUUGGGUAUUCUGUUCGGUGCGGAAGAGCACAAUCACAAUUUGGAUUUAGAGAAAGUGGGUAGCUUAAGUUCGCUGGUGGAAAAGGUGGAGCAAGAUGAUGUAUUGGAUUCAGAAGAUGUAAGCAAUAAAGAUCAGUUCAAUGAAGUAGAGGCACAAGGACCUUUCAAUCAAGAACAACAGCAACAACAACAACAACACUGCAGCGAGCACAUGGUCGAACAUCGACCCAGCAAGAACAAGAAAAAGAGAAAGAACAUUCUCAUGGGAUGGUUAUGUUCAAAGAUCAUCAACGUUUUCAUCAAAAGCAAAGUGCUUUUGUAG